AUGCGAAUAAAGAAGUUAGAAUCUGAAAACAAGUCAUUACUGAAGAAGAUUGAUACAGAUCAGACAGAGAUUGAUUUCUUGAAAGUGAGAGUAGCUGAAUUAGUAGAAGAAAAGGCUCACAGAGAUGAGCAGAACAAAUAUUUUGAGUUGAAAAACAAAGAGCUUGAAGCUGCGAAAGCAUUGAAAGAACAUGAGUUUUACAUGUUAAACAAAGUUGUUGAGAACAUGCUUGGAACGUCGAUUGAGCAAAAGUUCGAAGAAAUACAAGUUGAAGAACUUAGGGCUAAACACCAAGCUGAGAUUGACGCACAAAUGAAAGAUAAGGGAAAAGGUGUUGAAAGCAGUGUGGCAGUAGCUGAAAGUUCAAUUGUUCCAUCUCUAGUUAUUGAGAAUCCUGUUCCUAUAUCUUCCGUAUCAGCAAUCUUUGAAGAAAAUGUUUCACUGGAAGACCUUGCUGGUGAUGACGAUGAAGAAGAUGACGAGGAGGAUGAUGAUGAAGGGGAUGAUGACGAGGAAGAUGAUGAUGAUGAUGAAAAAGUCUUCUCUGCUAGCAGUCAUGGCUCUGAUGAUGACAAUGAUGAUGAUGAUCAGGGUGGUAUGGGAAUCAAAGUAACUGAACCGUCAAGUGAAAAGACUGUUGAUGAUUAUCUGAAUGACAGUGUGAAUGAAGAAACAGAGGGAGCUGACGGAAAGGGGGAGCAUGGUGAUGAUCAAAAUGUUGAACAAGUUGAAAAGUUAAUUUUGAGAAUAGAACCUCAUUUGGAGGAAGAGUAUGAGUACAAGUAUGUAGAGGAUGCUGAUUUGUAUGAUAGGGUUGAGUUUGAAGAUUGUACUGAUGACGAGAGUGUAAAUGAAGAUACUUCUCAGUUUCCUACACUGAUGGAGUUCUUUACUGAAGAAAACAGGGAUGAGUUAAGAAGGAAAGUCGCUGAGAUUUUGAAAGACAAAAAUUUCGAUGGUACUCCUAAAGACAUGCAAAAGGAAGAACGGCAGAAGUGGUUUAAAGAUAGUCAUGAAAGAAAAUUCAAAAGGCCGUUGAAGUAUUAUCAGAGAAAUAGAAGUAUUUCACUCGGUGAUAUCAUUAGCUGGGGUUUCCUACCUCAUGUUAAUGCUUAUGCAAUAAGAAUAGAGUGUGGAGUACAAUACUUUGACCGUCUGUAUGUUGUGAUGUCUUUACCAUGGUGGGAUGUCGAAGAGUUAUCAAAACCGCAUUACCCGAAGAGAGUUACAAGGGUAGAUCCAGUGACAGGGGUUGAAGAGACUAUUCUGAACGUGAAAAAGCCGAAGACGAUGAAGAAUAUACCAGUGCCGAAGAUGGAGCAGGAUUUCUACAAAGGCUUCUUGGGCUGGUCUAAAGACCGUGAGCAAGCGAUGCAGUUUCAACAAGUUGUAUCUAUUUGUUUUCAGAAAGGCAUUAAUUCUGAAAAUAAAUGGAAUUCUAAAUGGCGGUCGCUUGAAGAGAAAGAAAGAAAGAAAGCUGAAAGAGAACGCAAGAAGCUGGAUGAAAACAGAGGAAAAUGGAUGAAGCAACAGGAUGAGGAAGCUAAGAAAGCCAAGAAAGAGAAUGAAAGGGUGAGGAACUUGCUUAGGAGGAAGCCUAAGUCAAGAGAGGAAACUUUCAAGUCACUCUAA
Molecule: messenger RNA, 1632 nt
Organism: Helianthus annuus (common sunflower)
Lineage: Eukaryota; Viridiplantae; Streptophyta; Magnoliopsida; Asterales; Asteraceae
Product: RNA polymerase-associated protein LEO1-like
Exons: 4
Coding region: 1-1632 (543 amino acids)
Source: RefSeq, a predicted model, not a curated record